AUGGAUUUUAGAAGAAGAAGAAGAACUCAGAAGUACACUUUUAAGAGUCAGAAAUUGGAGGAUGUAAGAGAGCUAGGAUCUCUGGUGGUUAAUCCUGAAGACUUAAAAGGAAAAUAUGGGAGACUUAUACCUCUUUUGAAGACCAACAUGGUGGAGGGUAUUCUUGCUACAUUGGUUCAAUUCUAUGAUCCAUUAUACCGGUGCCUUACCUUUCCAGAUUAUCAGUUUGUACCUACCUUGGAGGAGUUUUCUCACCUGAUUGGCCUACCCAUUCCUGAUCAAGCCCCCUUUUCCAUUUUAGAAGAAAUUCCAAAGCAUCAUGACAUUCCAAAAGCUACUCAUUUAAGGAUGUCUGAGAUCAAAGAUAAUCUGACUACAAAAGGAGGCAUUCUUGGUUUGCUUGCUAAAUUCUUGAUAGAUAAGGCCCAUUAUUUUGUUAGCAUGAAGAGUAUGGAUGCUUUUGAGGAUAUUCUUGCCUUUCUCAUCUAUGGAUUAUUCCUCUUCCCUAAUGUUGACGACUUUGUUGACCUUAAUUCUAUCGAAAUAUUCCUAGUUGGAAAUCCAGUUCCUACCUUGCUUGCAGAUGUUUACCAUUCAGUCCAUCUCAUGAGUUCUCAUAAGGGAGGAAUGAUCAUAUGUUGUAUAACUCUGCUCUACAAGUGGUUUAUUUCACACUUGCCUCAGUCUACUGCCUUUUGGGAUCUCAAGGAUGGUUGGUUAUGGUCACAAAAGAUUAUGUAUCUGACUCAUUAUGACAUUGAUUGGUAUGAUCGUGCUUAUGAGGGGGUGAAAAUUAUUGAUAGUUGUGGUGAGUUUACUAAUGUACCUCUUCUUAGUAUAAAGGGAGGCAUUAACUAUAACCCAAUGUUGGCUCGUCGUUAA
This is a messenger RNA of Lathyrus oleraceus (garden pea), 882 nucleotides long. RefSeq lists its product as uncharacterized. The record is from RefSeq and is a predicted model, not a curated record. Bases 1 to 882 code for a protein of 293 amino acids. The transcript has a single exon. NCBI's taxonomy places the organism in Eukaryota, Viridiplantae, Streptophyta, Magnoliopsida, Fabales, Fabaceae.